Lachancea lanzarotensis is the source of this 1533-nucleotide messenger RNA. RefSeq names its product LALA0S10e00496g1_1 (gene ADE4). Bases 1 to 1533 code for a protein of 510 amino acids. The record is from RefSeq and is a predicted model, not a curated record. Gene Ontology annotation, cellular component: cytoplasm. NCBI's taxonomy places the organism in Eukaryota, Fungi, Ascomycota, Saccharomycetes, Saccharomycetales, Saccharomycetaceae. Gene Ontology annotation, biological process: purine nucleobase biosynthetic process; purine nucleotide biosynthetic process. Gene Ontology annotation, molecular function: amidophosphoribosyltransferase activity. The transcript has a single exon.
AUGUGUGGUGUGUUAGGUAUAGCAUUGGCAGAUCAAACCAAUACGGUGGCUCCUGAACUUCUCGAUGGAUGCCUGUUUUUGCAGCACAGAGGUCAGGACGCCGCUGGGAUUGCCACCUGUGGUGACAGAGGCCGUCUUUAUCAAUGUAAAGGUAACGGCAUGGCCAGAGAUGUGUUCACUGAAUCGAGAAUGGCAGGCCUAGUAGGGUCGAUGGGUAUCGCACACAUGAGAUACCCCACGGCUGGAUCGAGUGCGAACUCCGAGGCACAGCCGUUCUAUGUUAACAGUCCCUACGGUGUUCUACUGGGCCACAACGGUAAUUUGGUCAACACGCUUUCUCUCAGACGCUACAUGGACGAAGAUGUACAUAGACACAUCAACACCGACAGCGACUCUGAGCUACUGCUGAACUUGUUUGCAGCUGAGCUCGAGAAACACAACAAGUACCGUGUUAACAACGACGACAUUUUUCACGCAUUGGAAGGCGUGUACAGACAAUGUCGUGGUGGCUACGCCUGUGUCGGGAUGCUGGCCGGUUACGCUAUGAUUGGAUUUAGAGACCCCAACGGGAUAAGGCCGCUUUUGUUUGGUGAAAGAACCAGACCAGACGGCACCAAGGACUACAUGUUGGCGUCCGAAAGUGUUGUGUUGAAAGCCCACAACUUUACAAAAUUCCGCGACGUUGCGCCCGGCGAGGCUGUUAUCGUCCCCAAAGACUGUGGGCGCAACCCACCUGAGUUCAAACAGGUUGUUCCUGUGAACUCCAUCCGGCCAGAUCUUUUUGAGUACGUGUAUUUUGCCAGACCAGAUAGCGUGCUCGAUGGUAUCUCAGUCUACCACACAAGAUUAGAGAUGGGUAUCAAGCUUGCAGACAGCAUUCUAAAGGAGUUGAGCCGCGAAGACAUCGACGUUGUGGUCUCGGUUCCAGACACCGCUCGUACUUGUGCUUUGGAAUGUGCCAACCGUCUUCAGGUACCUUACCGCGAAGGUUUUGUCAAAAACAGGUAUGUGGGGAGAACAUUCAUCAUGCCUAAUCAGAAAGAGCGUGUUUCGUCAGUGAGACGGAAACUAAACGCCAUGGAUUCCGAGUUCAAGGGCAAGCGUGUUCUGGUGGUCGAUGACUCCAUAGUCAGGGGAACCACGUCCAAAGAAAUUAUCAACAUGGCCAAAGAAGCCGGUGCUACAAAGGUGUAUUUUGCAUCUGCGGCCCCAGCGAUCCGCUACAACCAUAUCUACGGUAUUGAUUUAGCCGACACAAAGCAGUUGGUGGCAUACAACAAAACUACUGAAGAGGUCAGCGUCGAGUUGGGCUGCGACAAAGUAUUCUACCAAUCUCUCGAGGAUCUUAUCGAUUGUUGCAAAACUGACACCAUUUCCAAAUUCGAAGUCGGUGUCUUCACCGGGAACUACGUUACUGGAGUCGAAGAUGGCUAUCUCCAAGAGUUGGAGAGGAUGCGUGCGUUGAACGCUGGCUGCAAAAGCGACGCUAAGGCUGAAUUUGACAUUGGGCUUUACAAUUCCGCUGACUUUUAA